Molecule: messenger RNA, 1338 nt
Organism: Closterium sp. Yama58-4
Lineage: Eukaryota; Viridiplantae; Streptophyta; Zygnematophyceae; Desmidiales; Closteriaceae
Source: the annotation of a GenBank genome assembly
AUGCCCACUGGAGAGCCUGAUCCACCUGAUGGCGUGAGAAAUGGCCUCUCUAUGUUGGGCGUUUUACAACGCCUUAGCGAGAACUACGCCGUGCCCAUCGCUCAGCCGCCACCUCGUGAGCCGUCACCAGAAUGUGUGGUAGGAACGGUCUAUCCGUUCGAGCCGCCAGACUCACCCACAGCGUGGGAGCCACAUCCUGACAUAGAAUUAGUUCCCGGAGGUGGCGAGGGCUCGUCAAAGCCGCCUACAGCUUUGCCUUCAACGGUCAGCACCGCGCCCGUCAAGCGACCGCGUGUGGGAGUUACGUACAAGCAGCAGACGCUCUGGGGCGCCCCUCCUCCCCGAAACGCUACUUCCCACAAGCGCCCUGCUCCUUCGGCCGAUUCGAAGCCACCCACCGCUCUGGCGGAUGCUGAGUAUGAAUCGGUGAAGAAGACGUUUGAGGGUCAGUGGGCAGGUAGCUUCAAGUGGUUACGUUUGCUCCGCAUGUCUAACGGUCGUCCGUCUUUGAAGUGUGCGAUUUGUGUGAAGCAUGGAGAUCCACUAGCGCACACCGCGUACGGGGCGAAGGGUGAGGGUGCUCGGGAUCUCCAGAUCGGCAACAUCCGCACUCACACCUCCUCCCGUGCACACAAGCAGUCGUUGGAGAAUCAGGAGAAGGCGGAGGCGGAGAAGGCGAAGCAGGCCACAAUCACACGAUGGCAGACCAGGGACGCUUCCACUCGUCACAUCAUUCGGCUCCUCCACAUCGCGCACUUUGUCUGCAAGGCCGACGCACCCAUAGCGAUGUUCGUCCCGCUGUGUUGGUUUCUGGCGAAGGAGGGGUUACCAGACCUUCCUCCCGCUGGCGGCUAUGGCGCGUACUACAUAGACGGGGAUAAAAUGCAGCUUCCCGAGUUCAUUCAGAGGCACGAGGCAAAGGAUAAGCGCGAGAUGAAGGCGGAGGGUGUAGACGGGGACGGGAAUCCCGUCACGUUUGAGUUCACGCUGCACGAGCGCCCGCUGCCAGGACAUGAAACGGAUGGCGAUGUCACGGCGUGCGUCGAGCUGUCGAUUAAGUAUGUGCGCGCCAUCGAUGCCGAGCUGGAGUGGCGGAUGCGAGACCUGGAGCUGCUGGAAGGUUCGAAGCUGUUUCGCACAGCGUCAUACGUGUCCGACGACACGAAGCGACUUGAAACCUUCAAGAAGUGGCUCGGCCAGCUGCACAAGUUGUACCACCACAAGCUGCCAGGUAAGCCUUGUGCAGCGAUUGCACAUGUUAUGAUGUGUGUUGUCGCAACGAUGUCUGACAUGAGGGUGACCAAUGCACUUACUGCAUAUUGUUGCUUGUUGGACUAA